Molecule: messenger RNA, 870 nt
Organism: Hepatospora eriocheir
Lineage: Eukaryota; Fungi; Microsporidia; Hepatosporidae
Source: the annotation of a GenBank genome assembly
AUGGCUUUAAAACAAAGAUUCAGUUUUGAUUGGAAUAGAGAGAAAGCAAUAACAUUAAUAAGAUUAAAACAUAGUAGUAAAUAUUCAAAAUUAUUUAAUGAGGCUAGGAAUAACAACCAAAUGACGUUAAACACCUGGGUAUUACUUGCUAAUGAGUAUAGUAGUAAAUUAGAGGCGUGGGAAGCUAGAAAAAAGUAUAGUAAAUUAUUUGGUGAUUAUCAAAACUAUACUAAAUCAUCUAAUCCAAGCAAAUGGAUUUACUGGGAGAUAUUUCAUUACAGUUAUAUAAAAAAUUAUGAAAAUAGUGAAUACUUAGAGGUAAAUGAAGAUGAAGCAAAGGAUGAAAUUUUAAUGAUAAUGAAUGAUCAUCAAAAAAUGAUGGAAGAAAAUGAUAACAAUAAGAAAGAAAUUAAAAAGAAUCAUGAUAAUUUAAUAGAAUCAAAUGAUAUUGAAGAGAUAAAAAAGGAAAUUAAAACAAUUAAAUCAGAAGGUAAUGAAAGUCUUGGGAAAAUUGAUUUUAUUAAUGAAUUUAAUAGUCCAGGAAACAAAAUAAUAAAUACAUCUAAAUCAGAUUAUCAUGUAGAAGAAGCAUUAUUAGAUAGUUUUUAUAAAGAAAAUACAACAAACACUCAGUAUGUAAAUGAAAAUUUUAAGAAAUUUAAAGUUGAUAAUUUAAAUUCUUUGGAGCAAUUAAAACUAGAAUUUUAUAAAAAAUCAAUCGAAAAAAUUAAUAAUCAAGAAAUUAAUUGGAAUUCCAUGAAGGCUGCUAUAACUGAAAUGAAGUCACAACAUGAAAGAGAAAUUAAAUUACUAAAAGAUGAAAUUCACUUACUAACUAAAAUGAUAGAUGAUAUUUAUAAAGAUAAAUAA